Messenger RNA from Zea mays, 2205 nucleotides. RefSeq lists its product as uncharacterized. NCBI's taxonomy places the organism in Eukaryota, Viridiplantae, Streptophyta, Magnoliopsida, Poales, Poaceae. The record is from RefSeq and is a predicted model, not a curated record. The transcript has 6 exons. Bases 583 to 1575 code for a protein of 330 amino acids. Gene Ontology annotation, cellular component: CCAAT-binding factor complex. Gene Ontology annotation, biological process: regulation of DNA-templated transcription. Gene Ontology annotation, molecular function: DNA-binding transcription factor activity; DNA binding.
CGCCUCCCCCGUCCCGUCUCGUCCCCUCUCUCUCUCUCCCUCUCGCGUCUCGUCUUGGCCACUCACCCCACCCGCCCCCUCUCUCUUUCUCUCUCUCUGCCACAGUGCACUGCUCAGUCGGCAGUCGCAGCGCUGCGGCUGUGGUUCUUCUUGUCCUGUUCCGCCGCCCGCCCGCCCGCUGCUACUGCUGGGAUAGUGAAACGUGAGUGCUAUUGCCUGCAUCCCCCCCUGUUGGUGCUGGAGUUGGAUCCUUCCCGUUUGGUGCCUUGCUACGCCCGUCCAGAUUCUUGCAUCUCCUCUUCUUCCUUCCUGCUCCUGCUGUGCAUGCGUUUGCGCGCAUGCUCUCGCCUUCUUCAUAUCAUAUCCUCCCUCCUGCUCUGCUCUGCUCGGGCUCUUUGCCACCCCGGCCGAAUCUUGAGUUCCUGACGCAGGGUAGGGAGCCCCGUGUUCCUCGAUUGCUUCCACCCCGUGCUGCUGCCUGGAUUCCGAGCGGCAGCUGGUGCCUGGUGGUUCGGUUAGGUGCUUCCCUCGUCAACGUCAGACGCCCCCACUUCCGCCAGCAACAACACCAGCAGCAGCACGAUGAUGAGCUUCAGGAGCAGCAGCCACGAGGGCUUCGGCUUCGGCCACGCCGCCGCCGCGGCCAGCGGAGCGCCGCUGCCGUGGUGGGCAGGGCCGGCCCCGAUGCUGAGCGGCGAGCCGCUGGCCCUGUCGCCGGAGGCCCACUGCCGGGACGGCCGCAUCCAGGCCCCCCAGGGACCUCCCGUGCCGUCGGUCAAGGCUCCUGUACUGGCACCCCAGCAGCCGCCUCCGCUGCCGGAGAGGGGGAUCCCUGAGCUCCUCAACCUCUCCGUGGAUCCUCAAGGUAAAGGGAAGAAAGGAUCUGAUCACUCUGCCACUAUUGCUUUGCAAUCACCAUUUGCAAUAUACAAUGCUCAUUUUGAGCUGGGCCUUGGUCAAUCAAUGAUUUCCGCUGAUAAUUCUUAUGCUGAUCAACACUAUGGCCUGCUUUCUCCUUAUCCAGUGGGUGCAACGCCUGGAGGUCGUCUGCUUAUACCACUGAAUAGGCCAACAGAAGCACCAAUUUAUGUGAACGCUAAGCAAUAUGACGCCAUCAUGCGUCGGCGCUGUGCCCGUGCCAAAGCAGAGAGGGAAAAUAGGCUGGUCAAAGGCAGGAAGCCAUAUCUCCAUGAGUCACGCCAUCAGCAUGCACUGCGUCGCCCGCGAGGCUCUGGCGGACGCUUCCUGAACACAAAGAAAGAAUCCAGCGGGAAGGAUGCUGGUGGUGGCAGCAAGGCAAUGUUCAGCAACCCCCUCAUGCGCCAGGUGGCGUCUCCAAGCUCAGAGAUCCAGCAGUCAGACCUGGGCAACCCGAGCAGCGUGUCCAGCCUGUCGGGUUCAGAGGUGUCAAGCAUGUACGACCAUGAAGACGCGGGUCACUGCCACGGCUUGGAUCACCCCUUCUUCACCCGGCUCCCGAGCAUCAUGGACGGCGGCGAGCACGGGGUCAUCGUCGGCAACCCCUUCAAGUGGGCAGCGGCCUCUGAAGUCUGCUGCGACCUCCUGAAAGCAUGACUAGAGGGGUUACCGGACGGCCAAACGCUAGGAGCUGGUGACUGCUGGCGGUUUCCAGCUCCGGGUCAGGGGUUGUCCCUCCCUCCGUUUGGCUCCCGGUAGGCAAAUCAUUCUUGGCUGAAGGCAACGUGAGCGUUCCACUCGUCCCACCUAUUUCUCCUGGAAACUCUGGCUCCUAGUUUCUGGGAUCUUGUGGUGAGUGCAACAUCCCUUGCCUAAAAAAACAAAAAAAAAUCACUAGUUGAUUGUACUAUCUACCAACUUCUAAAUGGUUUCACCUUAGCUUUCUGAAUAAUAAAGCCUGAAACUUCGGACUCGUCUGAAGUUUCAGAGGUACUGGAGUUCUGCUAUGUAUGGAUUCUGUUAAGCGUCAAGACUAAGGUUCUGUUGGUGAUGAAUUGUAGUGUGAUUGGAGCUUGGGUGGUCUUGAUUCCUACUUUGUAAUGUGCUGAAAGCUUGUGCUAGAGUAAUGUAUUGGAACUGGAGCUUGGUUUGUAUUUUGCUUUUUGUGCCAUGGCUUUGGAGUUGUGGCUUUUUGUGCCAGGAAGGAUUCUGUUUAUGACCGGCCUUUGCAGAUUAGUUCUUGAACUAAACUGAAUGGGAACUCAGCUAAAAACUGAGCUGUUUGAA